Dissoconium aciculare CBS 342.82 is the source of this 942-nucleotide messenger RNA. RefSeq names its product mitochondrial carrier. The annotation marks the transcript as partial. Gene Ontology annotation, biological process: transmembrane transport. NCBI's taxonomy places the organism in Eukaryota, Fungi, Ascomycota, Dothideomycetes, Mycosphaerellales, Dissoconiaceae. The record is from RefSeq and is a predicted model, not a curated record. The transcript is spliced from 3 exons.
CGGGUCUGGGUUUCACAAGCAGUCGUUGCGUCUUUCAUUGGCGGUGGUGUGGCUGGUGCCGUGUCGCGUACUGUUGUUUCGCCCCUGGAACGGCUGAAGAUUUUACUGCAAGUGCAGUCCUCUGGCCGCACCGAAUAUAAGAUGAGCAUCUCCAAAGCCCUGGCAAAAAUCUGGAGGGAAGAAGGUUUCAAGGGCAUGAUGGCAGGGAAUGGUACGAACUGCAUACGCAUUGUCCCUUACAGUGCUGUUCAAUUCGGAAGUUACAAUAUCUACAAACCGUAUUUCGAAGAAUCACCCGAUCAACCUCUCUCGGCUGUCCGCCGCCUCGUCUGCGGUGCUCUAGCAGGAAUUACCUCAGUCUCAGUCACCUACCCACUCGACAUCGUUCGGACCCGUCUGUCCAUUCAAUCCGCUUCAUUUUCUGAUCUCAGCGCCGCUGCACCGAAGACCGCCGCCGGCUCGGCAUCAGCAAAGCCGGCGCCUCCAAAACUUCCUGGCAUGUGGGUUACGCUUGUUCUCAUGUACCGCAAUGAAGGCGGCGUCGCAGCUCUAUACCGCGGCAUUCUGCCCACUGUCGCCGGUGUGGCGCCUUAUGUUGGUCUGAAUUUCAUGGUCUACGAGAGCGUAAGGCAGUAUUUUACACCCGAAGGCCAGCAGAAUCCUUCUGCUAUCGGAAAGCUCUCCGCCGGUGCAAUCUCAGGCGCCGUGGCGCAGACCGCAACGUAUCCCUUCGAUGUUCUCCGUCGACGUUUCCAAAUCAACACCAUGUCCGGAAUGGGUUACCAAUACAAGUCCAUCUUCGAUGCUGUGCGAGUCAUUGUCGCACAGGAAGGUGCCGCUGGUCUGUACAAAGGCAUUGCGCCGAACUUGCUCAAGGUUGCGCCCAGCAUGGCGAGCAGCUGGUUGAGCUUCGAGUUGACGAGAGACUUCUUCGUAAGUUUA